Messenger RNA from Abrus precatorius (Indian licorice), 875 nucleotides. Its product is annotated as peroxisomal multifunctional enzyme type 2. Lineage: Eukaryota; Viridiplantae; Streptophyta; Magnoliopsida; Fabales; Fabaceae. Gene Ontology annotation, cellular component: cytosol. The record is from RefSeq and is a predicted model, not a curated record. The transcript is spliced from 4 exons. Bases 186 to 560 code for a protein of 124 amino acids.
CAACAGUGAAUACCAUAACGUAACGAAACCAGAAAGAAAAGAUUAUAAAAUACUAGUCACUGCACAAUUCAUAUCAGAUGGUGCGUGUCCCACUCCUCCAACCUCCCAACUCCCAAAUUAACUCCAAACCCAAACCCAUACCCAAACCGAGUUAGGUUUCGUUCCAUUCCUGUGACGCCGAAGCCAUGGCUGAUUCUUCCAACCUAAAAUCUGACGCCAUAAUGGAACAGAUGAAGCAGCAUCUUUCCACCGACGAAGGCAAAAAACUCACCACAAAAAUUGGACUCGUUUAUCAGUUCCACAUUGCCCCUAAGAAAAUUGGAUUCGACGAGGUCGUCUACACCGUUGAUCUCAAGAAAGGAGAGGUCACCAAAGGGCCAUUCGAAGGAGGAAAGCCCGAUGCAUCUUUUUCAUUUAAGGAUGAGGACUUUGUUAAGGUUGCCAUGGGGAAGAUGAAUCCACAGAUGGCAUUCAUGAGGGGUGCAAUGAAGAUUAAGGGAAGUUUGAGUGCUGCCCAGAAAUUUACUCCAGAUGUCUUCCCAAAGCCUUCCAAGAUGUGAGCCGAGAUGCCUGUGACUACUUGCACCAGGUUGCUUGAAGCAUCUUUUGGCUGCAAUCAAACAAAAUAGAUAGCAUCAAAAGCUGAAGACUAUAUCUUUAGUUAAUACAUGGGUCAUCAUAUUCAUAAUUCCUAAGGUUGUAGGUGGUUAAUGAGUUUAAUGUAGUUAUGAACUCUGAAGGAUAUUUAAAUACUGUUCUGCAAAUCUGGCAAAGGUUUUUUUUAUUCUACUGUAAUUGGAUGUUUCAAUAUCAGAAAUAGUUCAUCAUGAAUUAUUUAUAGCUCUCUUUCCAUUCUUUUAGCCAUAAGUACUUGG